AAACGAUAAUUUUUCACAAUUAGAAGGAAAUAAGGCGCAUGGCAUUAAUUAGCCUAUUAAUUGGGGUGUUUUAAAAAUCGUCUCCACCAAUGCAUGCGAGGAAGUCGCUCGUUUAGUGGACGGGGGUUACUAAUGCGUCAGUUUUGCGAUUAAUUAGGCGCUUUUACAGCUCGUCGGCUCGGUUUUUUCUACCAAUACAAAAAAAUUCUAGGUCCGAAAGCCCUGUGAGAUACGUCCAAUAUACUAUGAUGGAGGGAGUACUUCUAUAUGCACGUGUAGUGUGAAUGUUAUUUUUCAGACCAUCUCACAACCAAUUAAUAACUACCUAGGCUCCAGAGAAUUUUCAAACACGUCUGUGACGGAGGAAGUAUUUUUUAUGACAUUUAAAUUAUAAUUUUCUAUUUAAAUCUAUAGUCAAAAUUUAAUUCCAAAUACGAGAAGCCCUAAUAAACCGAGACGGGGAUAGUACUUUAGCAAUGUCGCAAUCAAGAUAUGUCAGUGCAGAAAAUACAAGCCAGGUCACUAGUGAGCUGCCUCUUGCUGAUGCUAUCCCAUAAGAAGCUAAUUAUUGCACAUAUCUCAAUAAGAAGCAAGAACUGGAUCUACAAGUUUUUUUUUCUGAAAUGGUGUAGGUCCAUAUAAAGCUAAUCAUAAACAUUUACAGUAUCCCCAGGGGAAAAACAUUACCGCUGGAUGUAAAGAAGAAAAAAAGAUAGUCAAAGAAAACAGAAGAAAAAUGGAAAGCCAAAUAGUAGCUAGUGAAAACAUUUCCUAUCAAGGCGUACAAAAGAAAAAUCCAUCGUUCCGGAAGAAACCGGAAGAAAAAUGGAAAGCCAAAUAGUAGCUAGUUACGCGCGCCUUGAUAGGAAAUAAAUGGAGCAAAUUAAAUCUCCAUGAAUGAUUAGAGAGGGUGAAAGCGACGUGAUUCUUCCCCACACGUCCGAAAGGAACUGCAAGCGGCUGUUGGCUGCGAGUAUGCUUACCUUGGUUGUUUGAUUCGCGGGCAACAGCUCAUCGAGAGCGAGCGUCAUGGCGUCUCUCACGCUUCCCGCCCGCGCGCUUCUUCUCCUGGCGGCUCCCUUAUAUAAACCGAGUUCCUCCGCGUGCAUUAAUUUAUCCGACGGCGAACUCCAUGCACGCCCACUCUCACCCACACACACUCAUCGACUGAUACUGCAUUCGCUCUCCGAGUGUAGUGAGGCGGCCAUUGCCCUAGCUAGCUAGCUAGCUGAUCGAUCAAUCAGUCAAUCAAUGUCUGGGCAUGGGUCGUCGGGCAAGCACCCCUUCUACCGCGGCAUCCGGAGCCGGUGCGGGAAGUGGGUCUCGGAGAUCCGGGAGCCGCGGAAGGCGCGCCGCAUCUGGCUGGGGACGUUCCCGACGGCCGAGAUGGCCGCCGUGGCGUACGACGUGGCCGCGCACGCGCUCCGCGGGCCCGACGCGCCGCUCAACUUCCCCGCCUUAGCCGCCGCGCGCCGCGCCCCGGCGUCCACCACCGCCGACGACAUCCGCGCGGCGGCGGCCGCCGCAGCCGCCUGCAUCCAGCACGAUCGCGCCGGCGGCGGCAUUGCCCCCGCGGCUGCUGGAUCCGCGCUGCAGCAGCAGCUGGGUGGAGGCAGUGGCGCCGCUGCGUCGGCGAGCGGCACGGCCCAGCAGGAUCAAGCCGGCAUUGGGUUCAACCAGUUCUUUCUCGACGAGGAGGCGCUCUUCGAGACGCCGCAGUUCCUGCGCAACAUGGCCGCCGGGAUGAUGAUGAGCCCCCCGAGGCUCAGCCCCGACUCCUCCGACGAAUCGCCUGACCCUUCCGAGGCUGGGGAGAGCCUCUGGAGCUACCGUGACCCGUAGGUCGAUCGAUCCAAUGAUCCAGCAUGGCGUCGCUACUUGCUACAGCACUACUACUACUAGUCUAAGUCUACUACUGAACUUGGAAGCUGAAAUAACGAGGAUAGAGGUAAGGAGGCGCGUACCGGCGUGGAGAUACCUUUUUUUCUCUCCGGUAACGCAUGCAGAUGCCCGGUUUAUUGUCUGCCCAUCUCCUUCUACCUCCUCUCUCCUUCUCUCUAUCUAGAGUAUUUUUCCCCCUUCCUGAUUGAAGUGUUUUGGACCUUCUGGCUUGAUGAAAGCCGGGAGGGGGGAAGGUCUCCCGUUUCACUAGCUUUGGCUCUGUUUGGAGUAUCCGACCAUGGUAGUAUAUAAACCUGUAACGAGAUACUUCGUUAUUAUGCCAA
This is a messenger RNA of Hordeum vulgare subsp. vulgare (domesticated barley), 2225 nucleotides long. Its product is annotated as ethylene-responsive transcription factor ERF025-like. Gene Ontology annotation, molecular function: DNA-binding transcription factor activity; DNA binding. Gene Ontology annotation, biological process: regulation of DNA-templated transcription. The coding region runs from base 1252 to 1842 and encodes 196 amino acids. Lineage: Eukaryota; Viridiplantae; Streptophyta; Magnoliopsida; Poales; Poaceae. The transcript has a single exon. The record is from RefSeq and is a predicted model, not a curated record.